GUAUUUUUUAAAUGUUACAUGCAAGGUCAUAACAAUACGUAUUUUAAUUAUAUUCAUUUCUUUAGCAUAAGCAAUUUAGUCCCAUUACAAAUUUUGUAAUUAUGGAACAGUGAUUGGGAGAUCAAGUGCCCAUCGAAGAGCUCAUGGGCACUAUAAUGAAUGAUGAUGUGUGCAGAAUUUGGAAAUUUGGAAAUUUAAAAAUUUCUGAUAUGAAAUAACGAAGUAUAGAAUGUGAUACUUAUUCCAUCUAUCGAUGACGUUGAGCACUAUGUAUCGUGUCUCCGCUAUCGCUCUUUUUCACAUAAUAAUAUAACCUCAUUCUAAACUUACAUCGCGUGCGACAACUUGAUAAAUAAAGUUUUCCAUAAACACUGAUCGAAAACAUUAAUAUUAAUAUAGUGUUAUUUAUCUUUCUUUUGUAAAUAAAUAUAAUUUCUCAAGUCAUUCUUCGCACAUGGUUAUAUUAGUAAUUUAAGUUGUCAGUGUAAUGAAAUUUGAGUGUCAAAAAUGAGUGAUUCUGAGAAAGAUGAUGAACCUAAAGUGACAGGACCUGUGGACAAUGCUUGGUCGUUAAAAAUCCCAGCUUUUAAACCAGAGGAUAACCCCAAUCGUCUCCUGGAAGAAAGUUCUUUUGCAACACUUUUUCCAAAGUAUAGGGAACAAUACUUGAAAGAACAUUGGCCAUUAGUUCAAAAAGCUUUAGCCGAACAUGCUGUUAAAGCAGAAUUGGACCUGGUUGAAGGGAGUAUGACAGUUAAAACAACAAGGAAAACAUGGGAUCCUUACAUUAUUAUCAAAGCACGUGAUAUGAUUAAACUUAUGUCACGUUCUGUUCCAUUUGAACAAGCUGUUAGAGUACUACAAGAUGAUAUUGGUUCAGAUAUCAUAAAAAUAUCUUCUUUUGUCAGAAACAGGGAAAAGUUUGUUAAGAGACGGCAGAGGCUUAUUGGUCCUAAUGGUUGUACUUUAAAAUCCAUUGAAUUAUUAACAAAUUGUUAUGUACUUGUACAAGGACAAACAGUUGCCGCAUUGGGUCCUUACAAAGGCCUGCAACAAGUUAGACGCAUUGUGGAAGAUACUAUGAAGAAUAUUCAUCCAAUUUAUAACAUUAAAGCAUUAAUGAUUAAGAGAGAGCUAGCUAAAGAUCCAAAAUUAAAGAAUGAAAAUUGGGAAAGGUUUCUUCCAAGGUUCAGUAGUAAGAACAUUAGUAAGAGGAAACAGCCUAAAAAGAAGAAGGAGAAGAAACCAUAUACUCCAUUCCCACCACCACAGACAGAGAGUAAAAUAGAUAAGAUGAUAGCAUCUGGUGAAUACUUCUUGAAGGAGGAACAGAAGAGAGCCAAGUUGAAGAAGGAACAAGAAGCUAGACACCAAGAAGCAGAAAAGAAGAGACAAGAGCGUAGAGCACAAGCGUUUAUACCUCCUGAAGAGAAGCCUAAAGUAAGGAAAGAGCAGAAAACGGAUAUAAACUUGGAGGAGUUCAAGAAAAAAGUGAAGAAGGGGUUGAAGAAACGUAGUACAUAACAGGACUUAGUUUUAAGAAUAAAAUAAGAUAUAUGUUGAUAAAUUAUCACUUGAGUAAAUAAAUACAAGUUUCUGGAAUAA
Messenger RNA from Megachile rotundata (alfalfa leafcutting bee), 1605 nucleotides. RefSeq names its product KRR1 small subunit processome component homolog dbe (gene dbe). Gene Ontology annotation, molecular function: RNA binding. Gene Ontology annotation, cellular component: small-subunit processome; nucleolus. The record is from RefSeq and is a predicted model, not a curated record. NCBI's taxonomy places the organism in Eukaryota, Metazoa, Arthropoda, Insecta, Hymenoptera, Megachilidae.